CGCCAUGUUUUUGGUAUCGCCUAAAACCGUAGCGUUGUGGAUCUCCCUACUCAUCUCUGGUUGGCAUCAGUUCUUGGAAUAUCUCCUUGAACAGGUAGCCAUAAAAUGAGGACGAGAGGGUGAUUUUCAUCUCAGAGGAAUAAUGAUUUGCGAUAAACUGGAUACGUUGGAUAUGUACAGUACUCUUCGGUAUUGCUAUGCUUAAUUCUUGUUCUUGUCAGUGCUUUGUGGUGGAAUUAAUUAAAACUUACGAUAUAUCCAAUGCUAUCAACAUGAAAUUAGCUGCAAGGGCUCUGUGCUCUAUUCUUAAACUCACGUUUAAUAAAUCAUAUGGCAUUCGAUAUCAACAUUUCUAUACUCAGUGUAAGGUUAGGCAUGGAAUGUCUGCAAACAAUUUGCUGCACAAACAAUGGUAUUCCAGUGGUGAUCCAUCAAAAUGUUGGAAUUGUAAAUAUCCAUACAGGUCUGAAUUGUUUUGCUCAAAAUGUAAAACGCUUCAGGAGCUACCAAAGAAACUAAAUUAUUUUGAAAUAAUGGGGCUCAGGCAAUAUUAUGAUGUAGACAAUACAGAACUACAGAAGAAAUAUAGGCAAUUGCAAAACUUAUUGCAUCCAGAUAGAUAUGGUAAUAAGUCAGAGAAAGAAAAGCAGAUAUCAGAAGAUUUAUCGUCUUUGCUCAACAAAGCUUACAGUACUUUGAAGCAUCCUCUUAGCAGAGGCUUAUACUUGCUUCAAUUAAAUAAUUUAAUAAUUCCAGAAGGUACAACAAAUUUAAAUAAUGAAUUCCUUAUAAAAAUCAUGGAGAAAAAUGAAGAAGUUGAAAGUGCUGCUAAAGACAAGGGAAAAGCAAUGAAGCUACUAGAGGAGAAUAAAGAAGUCUUAGAAAAAUUAUCCAAGGAAGCGUCAAAUGCUUUUCGUGAGAAUGAUCUUGAAAAAGCGAAGGUUAUACUGAUACAAAUGAAAUAUUAUGCCAGUAUUUACAAAAGAUUGAAAGACAUUAAAAAUGAAUUGGAUGUAAUAGAAUAAUGGUAAUCGAUAUGAGCAUUAGUUGGAAGUGCUUGUAUAAUAUAGUAAGAAAUUUUGAGGUUUACAUUGUUCAUGUGAAAAUGUAAUUUAUAAAUAAUAUAGCUGUAAAAUAUAAAAAAGAAA
Cephus cinctus (wheat stem sawfly) is the source of this 1148-nucleotide messenger RNA. RefSeq names its product iron-sulfur cluster co-chaperone protein HscB, mitochondrial (gene Hsc20). Gene Ontology annotation, cellular component: mitochondrion. The record is from RefSeq and is a predicted model, not a curated record. Lineage: Eukaryota; Metazoa; Arthropoda; Insecta; Hymenoptera; Cephidae. Gene Ontology annotation, molecular function: ATPase activator activity; protein-folding chaperone binding. The transcript has 4 exons. The coding region runs from base 198 to 1025 and encodes 275 amino acids. Gene Ontology annotation, biological process: [2Fe-2S] cluster assembly; protein complex oligomerization.